This is a messenger RNA of Apis dorsata (giant honeybee), 2067 nucleotides long. RefSeq names its product cytosolic carboxypeptidase 6. The record is from RefSeq and is a predicted model, not a curated record. NCBI's taxonomy places the organism in Eukaryota, Metazoa, Arthropoda, Insecta, Hymenoptera, Apidae. Gene Ontology annotation, molecular function: metallocarboxypeptidase activity; zinc ion binding. Gene Ontology annotation, biological process: proteolysis. The transcript has 7 exons. The coding region runs from base 41 to 1810 and encodes 589 amino acids.
GUCUUCUGCUUGACGGAUCUCUGUUCUAUUCACUUCAAGGAUGGAUCCGUUGGAGCAUACUAGCCUUUAUCAAAGAGCUGAGAGCGAAGACAGCGAUGCAGAAGGAGGGUUGGGCAACGUGAACAAGAUGAUAAUACGACCGCCAGGCCAUAGCGGGAAGGCGAAGAAAGGACACAUCUGCUUCGACGCCUCGUUCGAAACUGGCAACUUGGGCAGGGUGGAUCUUAUCUCGGAAUUCGAGUACGAUCUGUUCAUCAGGCCGGACACUUGCAACCCGCGACUUCGUAUGUGGUUCAAUUUCACCGUGGACAACGUGAAGGCUGACCAACGAGUGAUCUUCAACAUAGUUAACAUAUCGAAAAGCGCGAAUCUAUUUCGAAAUGGGAUGACGCCGUUGGUAAAGAGUAGCAGCAGAUCGAAAUGGCAAAGAAUUCCCAGGGACCAAGUUUUCUACUACAAAUCGGCGCAACAUCAAAACCAUUACAUCCUCAGUUUCGCCUUUUCUUUCGACCGUGAGGAGGACGUGUAUCAAUUCGCCUUGACGUAUCCCUACUCGUACAGCCGUUAUUUGGCACAUCUGGACAAUCUUUGCACCAGGUUAACGUAUACGAAGAGAGAAACUAUAGCCACGUCGAUACAAAAGAGGAAGAUCGAGUUGGUGACGAUAACUUCGAAUCUGGACGACGUUCAAGAUCGUUCGAGAAAGGUGGUGGUUGUCCUCGCAAGGGUAUAUCCAGGCGAAUCACCCUCUUCGUUCGUUUGCCAAGGUCUAAUGGACUUUCUGGUCAGUUCCCACCCCAUCGCCCAAGUGUUGAGGAAUUACAUCGUUUUCAAGAUAGUGCCAAUGUUAAAUCCUGAUGGUGUAUUUCUUGGUAAUUAUAGAUCCACCUUGAUAGGGGCAGAUUUAAAUCGCUCGUGGAACAAAAUUUCUGAAUGGCUUCAUCCCGCAUUGGUAGCAAUUAAACCGAUAUUGAAGAAUCUCGAUAAGAAUUCCCUCACGCCAUUAGAUUGCGUCUUGGAUUUGCACGCUCAUACCAACGCAACAGGGAUUUUCGUUUAUGGAAACACGUAUGACGAUGUGUACAGGUACGAAAGGCACAUCGUGUUACCGAAAUUAUUGGCGCAGCACGUUGAAGACUAUGAAAUAGGAAACACGAUGUACAAUCAGGAUCCUCAUAAGGCUGGAACUGCACGUCGUUAUCUGUGUUCUAUUCUGAAGGAACACGUGAAUUGCUAUAGCAUCGAGGUAUCGAUGUACGGAUACAAUAGAAAAGCGAUGCCUGGAAUAUUCCCAUAUACCGAGGAAGGAUAUUACAGAUUAGGACGCAAUCUGGCCCGCGUCUUCCUAGAAUAUUACAAAUUAAUGGGCAUCAUCCCGACCGGCCUUCCCGAUCAACCAUCCACCAAACGAACGAGACAGUCACGGCCGAGGCAUCGUAUUCUUAGAGAACCUAGGCCAAAGACUUGCAGGAAACCAGCGCCUAUACAUCUUGCCAGCAUUCACGAGUACUUUCAAGAGGAGACAGAGAUGGCCGCGAGCGGCGGUUGUCGAUCGAUGAGCGGCACGCGGAUGAGCCAGCUUGGGACCGGAACUGGAAGUGGAACGGGCGUCGGCGGGUGCAGGAACCGGAGCUACAGGUUCCGGAGCCCCGGGGCACCGCUCGACAGGGUGCAGGCCCUGUCCAGACAUCCCGCCGAGCCGAGGCUCACCAUUAUCGAUUUCAAUCAGCUGACAAGGGGCGGUUUGGAACUUGCUACCAGCAAGAACAGGGCAAAGGUCGCUCGAAAAGCCGUGAAAUCCAACAGAUAGCUAUCUUCUACGCGCUUAUUCUCGUUAAUCGAUAGAUAAACUGAUUCUUCGAAACAAUUUGAAAUUCGUGAGAAUUCCUUUCGUUAAAAUUCUUCAUAAUAAUAUUCUCGAAAUUUUUCGAAACGAUACCUAGAAAGAAAGAAUAAUGUAAUAAGAAGCGUAUGUGAUGCGAGCUUAUAAUCAUCGAUAUUAUCGUAUAAAUUUCGUAAAAAAACUUCUUUACGCAGUGUAUGUAGGUUAACAACUAUCUCCGUAUA